AGCAUUAUGAAAAGAUCGCUGUUUCCGCCCUUCCGGCGCAGAGUACACACUAGUGCGGCGGAUGAAAUAAUCGUGCUGUCGUAGUAGGAAAUAGGAGGGGCCCGAGUUUCCCAAUAUUGAAGCGCUGAAAAGUUCAAGCAGAGCACAGGCAUGUCGGGACUGCCAAUCUUUUUCGCCGCUGUCCGCUUCAUUCGAGUGGAUGUAGCUUCUGAAGCAGCAAAGCAGUGGAUGAAGAGCUUCCUUGAAAACCUCAAGAAAGCCGUCGAUAGCAUACCAAUUGAACAGAUGGAGCAAUUUACAUCGAACACCCAGAUCGAGGUCCAAGAAGGUCAGCUGUUUAUCGUCAUUGGCAAGCGUGACCGUGUAGUGAUGUAUAAACCAAAGCCGCAGGAACAUGGUUUGUUGGAUCCAAGUGCAGUCACCUUCGACCCCGUAGGUGACUCAGCUUCCUGCAACAUCACCCCUUCAUCGCGUCGACUCCAAAGACCUGCUUGUUUACCGGAUGCAGCUGAAGUUCUCUCUUUUGGUGUCUCAAGCUCGUCACCAAUUCUUUCUAUUCCUGAGCUCGCGUCCGUGAAGCUCGACGUCCUGGCGGAAUUAAUCGUGAAGAUCGGAAGCAUUUCCGGUACCGUUAUCUUCUCCACCCUGAUGAGAACGUCUUGUAUCACGGAGGCUGAAUCCGAAGUAGAGCAAGGAGCUCUUGAUACGGCAGACAAGACCAUCGUAAAUACGAGCGCGGCAUCAAACGCCCAGGCAGCAGGCAGUCCCUUAUCUACCUCUAACGGCUGUUGCUUGGCCCACGAGUACGCGACCUACAAUGACUCGGAAAACUCGAUGGCGGUCCGUGGCGUUCUCAAUAUUGCUAUGGAGGAAGAGCUCCUGCGCGAUGGGGCUGUUUUAAUUUUCGGUGAAGCUAAGGUCGAGCGCAAAGGAAGAGAUCUUACGAUUGUCACGCAUAGCAAGAUGGUCAUUCACAGUAUGGAUGCCGCUGACCUCUUGGCCAAAGAGGGAAUCAAUGCCGAGAUCAUCAACUUCCGUGGCAUCUACGUCCGAGUCGGUCAAGAAUUCGAACCGGUAGCACAAGCAUCCAGCCUAGUGAACCAUCACUGUCUCCUUGUCGUGGAGGGCGGUUUCCCUGCCUUCGGUGUCGGUAGCGCAAUCUGCGCACAAAUCGUGGAGAGAGAAGCCUCUGAAAACCUCGAUGCUCCAGUUGAGCGGGUAACUGGCGUUGAUGUGCCUACACCUUUUCUUGCAUUUCCCGGCCUGCAACAACGAAAAGAAAUGGUCAUUCACUUGACAUUUAUAGCCAGGCCCACAUUCGUCAAAGCCCUCGUUGCACUCAUUUGUACCAUCAGCGCUAACAGAGACAGCAAGGGCGACGAAAAUUGCGAGAACUUGCAAAAAGACGCAUGGUAG
Molecule: messenger RNA, 1416 nt
Organism: Suillus subaureus
Lineage: Eukaryota; Fungi; Basidiomycota; Agaricomycetes; Boletales; Suillaceae
Exons: 13
Coding region: 151-1416 (421 amino acids)
Biological process (GO): pyruvate decarboxylation to acetyl-CoA
Molecular function (GO): pyruvate dehydrogenase (acetyl-transferring) activity
Source: RefSeq, a predicted model, not a curated record